Thyridium curvatum is the source of this 726-nucleotide messenger RNA. RefSeq lists its product as uncharacterized. NCBI's taxonomy places the organism in Eukaryota, Fungi, Ascomycota, Sordariomycetes, Thyridiales, Thyridiaceae. The coding region runs from base 1 to 726 and encodes 241 amino acids. The record is from RefSeq and is a predicted model, not a curated record. The transcript has a single exon.
AUGGCAAAGAUCUCAGACUUUGGACUGCUCUGCUUCGACGUGUAUGGCACGCUGAUCGACUGGAACACCGGCCUCCUCAAGGCCUUCCAGCCGGUCCUCGACGCCAACAAAUCCGACGUCACGCCUCAGAAAGUGCUCGACCUGUUCAACGAGAUAGAGCACGAGCAACAGGUCCGCACGCCGGACAUGCGAUACGACCAGCUCCUGGCUACCGUGCACGCACAGGUCGCAGAGCGCCUCGGCUUCCCCGCGCCAUCCGACGAGCAGAACACGGCAUUCGGCGCCUCCAUCGGCUCGUGGCCCGCCUUCCCCGACACUGCCGACGCUCUGCGCAGGCUGGGCAAGCACUACAAGCUCGUUGUGCUCUCCAACGUGGACCGCGAGUCCUUCGCGGCCAGCAAUAGCGGCCCCAUGGAGGGGGUCAAGUUCGACCUCAUCUUGACGGCCCAGGACAUCGGCAGCUACAAACCGGACCUGCGCAAUUUUGAGUACAUGCUGCGCGAGGCCGAGGGCAAACUGGGCAUCAGCAAGGAACGGGUGCUGGUGACGGCGCAGAGCCAGUUCCACGACCACCAUCCGGCGAAGAAGCUGGGCCUCAAGUCGGUGUGGAUCGAGCGCUCCGGUGGUCUUGUGGAGAAUAAGGCCAAGGAGAUGCACGACUGGAAGUUUGACACGCUGGGUCAGAUGGCCGAUGCGCUGGAGGAGGAGCUGAAGGGCUCCUCGUGA